AUGAAAAUAUUAGCCUUAGACCCUUCCGGCACUUCCACUACUGGGAUAUUUCUUUACGAGAAUUGGAAAAAGGUAGAUAUUUUGGCUUGUGAAGUCAGCACUCUAUGGCAAAAGCAAAGCCAUACUUACCAUUUCGACAACCUAAUCAAACUAGUAGGACAUUGUGAAUAUUUAGCCCAAGAAUUAGGGAUUGAGUAUGUGCCAGUCAGCAAUCAAUACAUGAAUAAAUGGGAAGCCCAAGCCAAAGAAGGAAAAAUUGCUGGAUUAGUUUGCCAAGAAGUGCAAGGGAAAGGUCGACCCAAGCAAAUCUGA
Entrophospora sp. SA101 is the source of this 312-nucleotide messenger RNA. The record is from the annotation of a GenBank genome assembly. NCBI's taxonomy places the organism in Eukaryota, Fungi, Glomeromycota, Glomeromycetes, Entrophosporales, Entrophosporaceae.